CUGCGUCGGUAGGUGCACGGAACAUUUCAAUAUAUUCAAUUCUAUUUAAUACGUCGACGCCAAGUUUUUUGGUUGUAACUUUAUUGUAUCGGUUUACGUCAAAGCGUAAUUUGUGUAUUGUUAUUUAACACUGAAGAACUUGACGUUUCUUUCGUUCCCGUAUCGGACUACUCGUUAGUGACGUUCGUGAGUUUCCGUCCCUUUGCUAAUGGAUGACGAUACAAUUGCAUUUGGGGAGGAGGAUGAGACUAACCAAAAUGCUGGCAAACUCAAACAUCCAUACGUUACCUUAUUUCAUCUAGCCUUCAGAGCUGCAGCAAUUGUAGUUUAUAUGUUGUGUGGGUGGUUUUCGAAUAGUUUCAUAGCUAGUUUUGUAACAGUGGUAUUACUAUUGUCAAUGGACUUUUGGACAGUGAAAAAUAUUACUGGAAGGCUAAUGGUUGGUCUUAGGUGGUGGAAUUACGUGGACGAUAAUGGGAAAAGUCAUUGGGUAUUUGAAUCUAAAAAGAAUCGGAUAAAUAUCACGGAAGCUCGUAUCUUUUGGUUGGCUUUAAUUCUCUGUCCAGUUUUGUGGUCGAUAUUUUUCGUGAUCGCUCUGUUCGGCUUGAAAUUUAAAUGGUUGCUACUCGUUUGCAUCGCGAUUGUAUUAAAUGGCGCGAAUCUGUACGGAUACGUAAAAUGCAAAAUGGGAAACGAUAAAAAUAUAUCUAUGGCCACGAGCGACUUUCUCAGGAAACAAGUCAUACAAAAUGUUGCGUCAAUGAUGACCAGAAGUCCCCCAGCGAAUAAUCCAAACGGACCGACCAAUGUGAUAUAAAGCUCCGAGUCACAGCUUCGAUAUUAUUUAAGGAAACUAUAGCCAUAUUCGGCAGUGAGGAAUGCGAUCCUCCGCAUUAGAAAUAAACAUUUGUACAUAACGAUAAGAUAAUUGUCUGUUUAAGUCGUAACAGGAUACUAUAAUAAAUCUGCUAUUU
Messenger RNA from Dufourea novaeangliae, 974 nucleotides. RefSeq lists its product as uncharacterized. Bases 209 to 817 code for a protein of 202 amino acids. NCBI's taxonomy places the organism in Eukaryota, Metazoa, Arthropoda, Insecta, Hymenoptera, Halictidae. The record is from RefSeq and is a predicted model, not a curated record. Gene Ontology annotation, biological process: protein secretion; vesicle-mediated transport. Gene Ontology annotation, cellular component: Golgi membrane. The transcript has 5 exons.